GACAAUGACGUCCCCACCAUACACUCCCUUCCACCUUAUCAAAACCCACAAUCCAACCACCUCCUACGUUCUCUCCAUCCUCAUCUCCCCCGACGGCACCCUCCUCGCCGCACCAACAUCAUGCGGGACAGUCCACCUCUAUGAUGCGACUACGAGUGAGCAUGUGGGUGGAAUAAAUGUGGGAGGAAUCAAGGAGGCUGUGUUUGAUAAGCGGGAUAAUGUUGUUUGGUGUGGGGGGGAUGAGGUUAGUGUGUGGGAUGUGCGGGAGGGGAAAUGUUCAAAGAGGUUUCAAGCGGGUGCACCUGUUUUGAGUUUGGAUGUUAAUUCUUCGCAAACGAUGGUAGCUGCGGGAACAGAACUCGUUGGUGAAGACGCCAAAAUCUGUAUAUGGGACAUCCGCGGAGGCCCAACACCUUUGACAGAAUUCACAGAAUGCCAUUCCGACGAUAUUACCCAAAUCAAAUUCCACCCAACGCAUCCAACGGCACUUGCAAGUGGAUCUACGGAUGGGUUAAUGUGUUUAUACGCUUUGACAACACCAACAGAAGACGACGCCCUAGAACACGUAUUCAAAUCCGAUUCAAUUUCAAAGAUUGGGUUUUUUGGACCGGGGGGGACGUACUUGUAUGCCCUAUCACACAUGGAGACGCUCUCAUUGUAUACCAUGACUGGAGACACGGUACGAGAAUACGGGGACGUGCGUGGGGCGUCUGAAUUGGCGGCUUUAGAGUACUGUAUUGAUGCCACCUAUGAUCCGCAUGGUGAGAGGUUAUUUGUGGUCGGUGGGGACCAAUCUGGGAAUAUGUGUGCAUUGAAUGUUGGGAUGGGGGGAUUGGAGUUGGUGCAUACGUUGAAUGGGGGGCAUAGUGAUAUUGUGAGAGGGGUGCUUUGGGAUGUUGGGGGGGGUCGGUUAGUCUCUGGUGGAGAAGACGGCAAGGUUUGUUUUUGGCGAAAUGCAUAGUGAUGCAUAUUGACCACAUGCACAUGUGUGGUUACCAUCGUUAAAAUGCGCAAAUUUCGGAUGUAGAAUAGUUUCAUAUAGGCAUUUCUAACAUAGUCCCACCAUUUUCUUUUGUAAUCCAACUAUGAUAUUACUUUUUUUUUUAAACAUAUGCGAAACACGGACGGCAAAGAAAAAAGAGUUCCAUAGCAU
Molecule: messenger RNA, 1153 nt
Organism: Spizellomyces punctatus DAOM BR117
Lineage: Eukaryota; Fungi; Chytridiomycota; Chytridiomycetes; Spizellomycetales; Spizellomycetaceae
Exons: 5
Coding region: 5-961 (318 amino acids)
Molecular function (GO): protein binding
Source: RefSeq, a predicted model, not a curated record